AUGGGUGAAUGUCACAAUAACAGCAGCUUCUCCAUGACGCAAGACCUGCCGGAGAAUUGUCCUGACACUUUCAAUUCCAGCGCAUACGAUCUGGACUAUGGAGUUCCACGGGAGGAGAUCCCCGAUACAACGCAGGGAUGUGCGUUUUUUGUGGCUACCAUUGUCAUAGCCAUGGUCCUGGUCUGUAUCAUAUUAGUCUGUGGCAUUGGCAACUGUCUGUUCAUUGCCUCUCUGGCGCGCUACAAAAAACUCCGUAACCUCACCAAUCUCCUCAUUGCUAACUUGGCCGUGUCGGAUAUUCUGGUGGCUGUAGUGUGCUGUCCGUUUCUGUUGGAUUACUAUGUGGUGAAGCAGCUGUCAUGGGACCAUGGGCUUGUCCUGUGCGCCUCAAUCAACUAUUUACGCACGGUGUCCCUGUAUGUGUCCACCAACGCGCUGCUGGCAAUCGCAGUGGACAGGUACAUGGCCAUCGUCCACCCUAUGAAGCCUCGCAUGAAGUACCAGACGGCCUACAGCCUGAUCCUGGGCGUGUGGAUCGUACCCAUCGUCAUCUCCAUCCCCUCUGCCUACUUUGCUUCCGAGAUCACAUACCCGCGCAUCUCCAGUCAGAGCCACAAGACCUUCUGCGCCCAGAUCUGGCCUGUGGACCACCAGCUCUACUACCGCUCCUACUUCCUCUUCAUCUUCACCCUGGAGUUCGCCGGGCCCGUGGCCAUCAUGGCCGUGUGUUACGCACGGAUUUUGCGGGAGCUGUGGUUCAAGAGCGUGCCUGGCUUCCAGACAGAGCAGAUCCGGAAGCGGCUGCACAGACGGCGGAGGAUGGUGGUGGUGCUGAUUCUGGUGUUGGCCGCCUACGUGCUCUGCUGGGCACCGUACUACGGCUUCACACUGGUACGGGACUUUCACCCCACCCUGAUCUCCAGGGACAGGAACUCCCUGGUGGCCUUCUACAUUAUCGAGUGCGUUGCCAUGAGCAACGGGGUCAUCAACACGCUGUGUUUCGUGAGCGUCCGCAACACUGCCGAGUGCAUGCGGACAGUGACCAGGCUGCGCUGGAAGUCUGUCAAAUGUGCAGUGGGAAAGACGGUGGAUGAGCACACCUCGUCUUUACGCGUGACAGAGGAUGUUGAGUGCACACGCCUGAGAUAGAGGCCUGAUCCUGAGAUGAUCGUCUCUAUUGAAAGGUAGAACCAGCAGUAGACCAAGUGGAUUCUGGGAUGUUGCACACUUUUCCCAUUUUUUAAGGUCCAAAAUGGUGAGAUAUAAGAUUGAGUCAAGGGAACGGUUUGGCGUUGGACAAGAGAUCCAGACUGCUGACAGAGUAGGGCUGCAUGAUAAAGGCAAACAAAUCGAACAGCGAUUUUUUUGGGACCAAAUAUUGCGAUUGCAAUUUGGCUUGCGAUAAACAGUAGAUCAAAACACUUGGUGAAUUAUAUAAAUCAAAUAAAAUGAUUUAUAUUAAGAAGCAAAGUGGAAAGCAGCAUUGUUCUUGUUUGGAACAAUGCAUUGACUGCAUUUGACCUAACAGAACAGCAUGCAACCUUAGAGUGAAUCUAACAGCGAGGAGGAAAAACUGCACUGUUCGAGUGACAGGGGGCAGGGCUUUGUAUGUGGGAAUCAUUUUGAAGUGAAUUAUAUUAAUUGUGCAGCCCUAAGACAGAGUGACAAUGUCCUGCCUUAGUUCAUAAUGGCACAAUGCCUCUCAUCGUCACUGCUAUCAUACCAUGGAGGCCAUUUUGAAAAAACGUGAAAGUUUAAUGGAAUUAGAACUUCUUCACAAUAUGGAAUUACUCACGAGGAGGGCAUUUGACUUUGAAA
This is a messenger RNA of Oncorhynchus kisutch (coho salmon), 1818 nucleotides long. Its product is annotated as prokineticin receptor 1-like. Gene Ontology annotation, biological process: neuropeptide signaling pathway. Gene Ontology annotation, molecular function: neuropeptide receptor activity. The transcript has 2 exons. Lineage: Eukaryota; Metazoa; Chordata; Actinopteri; Salmoniformes; Salmonidae. Gene Ontology annotation, cellular component: plasma membrane. The coding region runs from base 1 to 1149 and encodes 382 amino acids. The record is from RefSeq and is a predicted model, not a curated record.